Messenger RNA from Fusarium oxysporum Fo47, 1051 nucleotides. RefSeq lists its product as uncharacterized. The transcript is spliced from 2 exons. NCBI's taxonomy places the organism in Eukaryota, Fungi, Ascomycota, Sordariomycetes, Hypocreales, Nectriaceae. The coding region runs from base 1 to 1011 and encodes 336 amino acids. The record is from RefSeq and is a predicted model, not a curated record.
AUGGAUUUUUUGAAUCGCUUACUCGGGAGAAACACCGAUACCAAGUACGAGUAUCGCGGCGCCAAACUCCCAAAAGAACCUUUGACGCCGCGCGAGAUUGAGGAGAUGCAUAGGAAGCUGCAUCCUGACACGCACAUAGACAACGCGGCGGAACCAAAGCCCAUUUUUGACCCGCGCGACUGGAGUGUGCCCUAUACGCAAUCGCUAGAAGAACAAUUCUCUGCCGCCUCAGCGGACGGCUCGCUACAAGAGGCACAAUCGAAAUCAUUGCUUUUUGCCCGACUGCCGUUAGAGGUGCGGAUGCAGAUCUGGCGCCUUGUUGUGGGCAGUCACAAGGUGCACUUGACUGUGCAUCGUGGCAGACUGAGGCAAUCUGCGUUUGAGUCAGAGGGGUAUCAGUGGUUGCCUGAGAGAGGACUCUUGAGAGUCCCGCUGGUUUGUCGCGCAGCAUACAUGGAGUCUAUCUCAUACCUCUACUCCGACAACACCUUUUGCUUUGGCUUCGGCCAAGCAAGCUCAAAGUCAGCACUCACAUCUCUAGACACGAUGCUACCCAAGCAACACAUCGCCUCCAUGCAACAUAUCGAAGUCGGAUGGCACCUAUUUGGCGGUGUGAGUCAGUACUACGACAGCCACCCCCAAGCUUGGGACAUUACACUGGAUGUCCCGGCACCCGAGACUGAAGCGCUGUGGAAUAAUGUCUGCGCUGAGCUUAUUGAACUAUCGCAUCUGCGGACGUUGCGGAUUGUUGUUUGGAUUUCUGGAGAUGGGAGAGCACAGCUUGUGGGGAUGGAGAGAGGCAUGCUUACGCCGCUUUUGGUGAUGGGACAUUUAGAGCGGUUUGACGUUCACUUGCCCUGGAAGCAGGAUGAUCUCGAGUUGUGGAAUGAUGCUCCGUUUAAGGUUUCUAGGCGUUUCAGGGUCAAGGAGAUGUAUGGUGUGAGCAUUCCGUUGCCCGGUGAUGACUUUUACUGGUCGGGUUCAGCUGCUCAACAUAGGAUAUAUAGGUAAGGAAUUUGGUGUGAUUUGGCGGAAAAGACCUUGUUUGUUA